AUGGCAAGGCACGGGUACGGUAGUCAUCUGUCGUUUGGCUGUGAUGACAGAUUGACAACCUCAUCUUGCACCGAGGGGAUGUGCAUUCAUGGACUGCCCCAUCCACAUCCCCGAGUCCGUCAGCACGAUUAUCGCAUCGAUCUGACCGUACUUUCAUCCAGGACUCGGCAUCUGUCGCGUCGCAUCGUCACCUUCCCCGCUCUGCUUAGCCGCUGCAAGCUCCGGGCUGCGUUGGCGGCUGUUCACCAGCACCACAUGUCUCAGAAGGCUCGAUUAAAUAAAGUGCUAGUGUCGUAG
Neurospora tetrasperma FGSC 2508 is the source of this 297-nucleotide messenger RNA. RefSeq lists its product as uncharacterized. The record is from RefSeq and is a predicted model, not a curated record. The transcript has 3 exons. The coding region runs from base 1 to 297 and encodes 98 amino acids. Lineage: Eukaryota; Fungi; Ascomycota; Sordariomycetes; Sordariales; Sordariaceae.